UAGAAGAUACACCGCCAACACCGGUUCUCCUGGAAAGACCCUUCGAAAGAGUCUAUCGUCCAGCAAAAUCCUUCGCUGAAGACCACUCUGGCUAUCGCAUCAUGUACGACCUCGACGAGCUUUUUGUGGGCCAUGGCGGGUCAAUCGGUGUUGUUGAUGCUCCCGGCCAUCGGGCGUGAUCUGGAGAUUUCCCAAGAGAACCUCACUUGGAUCCUGAACAGCUAUGUACUGUCAUACGGCUGUCUACUGCUCCUCUCCGGUCGGAUCGCCGACAUCAUCUCCAGGAAAUACACCUUCAUCCUAGGCAUGUUCCUCUUCUGCGUAUUCAGCCUAGGCUGCGGCCUGGUCCGUGAUUCGCAAGCUGUACCGUUCUUCAUCCUGAGAGCUCUGGCUGGGUUGGGGGCCUCGUUAGGCGCCCCGUCAGCCAUCGGGAUCAUCGCCGAGAAUCACCCCGAGGGGCGGAGGAGGAGUAUCAUGUAUGCGGCAUAUGGGGCGGGAAACCCGAUUGGUGCAGCGGUGGGUGUACUGCUUGGGGGGUCGUUGGCGGAUAGUGGAAGUCACGGAUGGCGCACCGCUUUCUACAUCACCUGCGGGAUCGCCAUCAUCCCGGUGAUCGGCGCCUUCUGGGCCGUCCCUUCGCAUCGACCAGAACCCGGGGCGGAUAGGAGGAUCGAUCUCAUCGGGGCCUUGUUGUCCACAGCGGGGCUCGUCAUGUUGCUCUAUGUGUUUACGUCAGGUCCGACGGCGUCUCAAGGUUUCCGUACACCAGAGAUCAUUGCCAUGCUCGUCGUUUCCGUAUGCCUCCUGGCAAUCUUCAUCUGCUGGGAAUGGUAUAUCGAAAACCGCCUCAACAGGCCGCCUCUCCUCAAGCUGGCCCUUUUCACGCGAGGCAAGGGGAAGCUGUCCGUGGUCUACGGUUUCAUCUUUUUCAAUUUCGCCUCCUUUAGCGGGUACUUCCUGCUCACCGACUUGUACUACCAACAAGUCCUCCACCUCAAGCCUUCUCAAACAAUGCUUCGCUUCCUGCCUACUUCAGUCAGUGGACUGGCAUGCAACAUCCUCAUCGCCUUUCUGGUACCGCAUGUCACUGGCCAGAUCUUGUUGUGCGUCGGUGCCGUCAUGACAGCGAUCGCGCCCCUGCUCUACGCGGUGAUCAAACCGGGCGCCAUCUUCUGGACGAACGAGUUCUGGGCGAUGAUCCUCUGCGUGGCCGGGGCGGAUUUCGGAGUCGCCGUCGGACUCAUCUUCGUCUCCAAGCUGUCCCUCUCCUCGGAACACAGCUCGGCGGGAGGGCUGUUUCAGACGGCUUUGCAGGUCGGGAACGCUUUCGGCACGGCGAUCGCCACGCUGGUCUACACGUCGAUCGCGCAAAAGAAGGUCGAACAGAGUUCGAGUGUGGUCGAGAACGUCGUCAGUCAUGGAGAAUAUCCUCCCGAUGCGCUCUUGCCAGGUCUCAAGUCUGGGUUCUGGACGAGCUGUGGGGUUGCAUUGGGCGCCUUCCUGUUGUCAGCAAUCUUCUUGGGCGGGAUGGGAACCGUCGAGAAGAAGAUAGUCGCCAUCAAGAGCGAUCCCGAGGUUGCACACUCUCUCACCAUGGACGACAAGUACGGCGGGUUGGAGAACCCAGAAAGUUUCGGACAGGACAAGACAUCACGCCUAGUCGCGCAUGUUCGGUAAUAUAGGCGCAGGGGGUUCACCAAAAUUGUACUGUACUAGUAUCUAGGGAAAUCAGCAUGCUAUAUAAUUUCGUCACAUGCAUCGGC
Messenger RNA from Filobasidium floriforme, 1763 nucleotides. Its product is annotated as major facilitator superfamily domain-containing protein. The transcript is spliced from 7 exons. NCBI's taxonomy places the organism in Eukaryota, Fungi, Basidiomycota, Tremellomycetes, Filobasidiales, Filobasidiaceae. The record is from RefSeq and is a predicted model, not a curated record. Gene Ontology annotation, cellular component: membrane. Gene Ontology annotation, molecular function: transmembrane transporter activity. Gene Ontology annotation, biological process: transmembrane transport. The coding region runs from base 133 to 1677 and encodes 514 amino acids.